Lottia gigantea (owl limpet) is the source of this 1347-nucleotide messenger RNA. RefSeq lists its product as hypothetical. NCBI's taxonomy places the organism in Eukaryota, Metazoa, Mollusca, Gastropoda, Lottiidae. The record is from RefSeq and is a predicted model, not a curated record. Gene Ontology annotation, cellular component: membrane. The transcript has 9 exons. The annotation marks the transcript as partial. Gene Ontology annotation, biological process: sodium ion transmembrane transport.
UGGGACAGACAUUUGGAAUAUAUACUAACAUGUAGUAGUUUUGUUGUUGGGAUUAAAAAUAUUCUUCAGUUUCCAACACUGACAGCCAAAAAUGGAGGCGGAGCGUUUUAUUUUGUAUACCUAUUAUUGGUAUGUAUAUUGGGAGUUCCUAUCCUAUACCUAGAGAUGUGUAUUGGUCAAUAUGUACAUGGUGGACCAAUGAAAGCCUGGACUGUCAUGCCAUUAGCUAAAGGUUUAGGAUAUGGUAUGUUGGUGUUAUGCACAUUGAUAUCUAUGUUUUAUAAUACAUACAGCGCCUGGGCAUUGUUUUAUCUUUUUUCUUCGUUUUCAUCAACUUUACCAUGGGAGGCAAACCAAGCAGAUUGGGACAUCCAUACAUCCAUACAAUUUUGUAUUUACUCUUGCAGUGAAGAUAUGCUUGAUAUAUCAAGUGGUUUGGGUGAUACAGGACAAGUCCAACCCUAUAUAGCAGGCUGUUUAUUUUUAACAUGGGUUGUGGUUGGCGUGGCUGUUUACUGGGGACGGAUCUCAGUGGGGAAGGUAGCUUAUGUUACUGGUACUCUACCUGCAGUUUUAUUCCUGGCAAUUUUUAGCGGUGUUAUUACAUUACCUGGUGCUGUUAGUGGUGUUAAAAUGUUUUUAACGCCCAAAUGGCAAGUGUUAGGUAAACCUCAGAUAUGGUUAGAUGGUGUUUUGAUAGUAUUAACUAGUAUGGGUUGUGGUACAGGUGGUAUUAUCAAUCUAUCAGGAUACUGUCACUUUCAUAGUGGUUGUUUCAGGAAUGCUGUAUUAACUGGUAUAUCUAAUGUUAUGGGAUGUACACUGGCUGGAUGCAGUAUGUUUGCUAUAUUAGGUGUUUAUACACAAAUUAUACAACAACCAAUAAAUACAUUCAAUAUCUCAGAAACAGAAAUUGGUUUCCAUCUUUUCCCAGCAAUUAGUUUUUAUUUGGAAAACUCAGCAGUAUGGUCAGCCAUUUUCUAUUUAUCAAUAUUUACAACUGGUAUUGGUACUCAGAUAGUAUUUAUUAGUACUGUUUAUACUGGUUUUAGUCAACUUAUUGGUGUACAUACUACUCUGUGGAAAAUUUCCAGUCUAGUGUUUCUGUUAUCAGUAUUGUAUUUGAUUGGAUUGACAACUGUUACCCAGGCUGGUCUGUUUGUUAUAACCUAUCUUGAUGAAUUUAUACAUAAACUAUCCAUACCAAUAUUUUGUUUACUGGAAUGUUUGAUUAUAACAUGGGUAUAUGGUGCUCAGAGAUUCCAUAAUAAAGUAGCUGAUAUGACUGGAUCAUCUGAAGGUCCCUUUAUAAAGUGGAUGUGGAAAGUCAUCUGUCCAGUUUUCUUA